CUGAUGGUCACAUGACCGAAAGUGCAAUAUCCGGAAGUGAAAAUUGGUAAAUGUCAACAUACAUGAAGGAGGUCUGAUUACCAUCCGCUGUGGGAGAGACUGAGGGAUCAGCUGGGAGGAGGGAGGACUAAACCAGGAACAGGCUAAGGGCAAGGGGAAAAGGGAUAAAUCAUGGCCUCCUCGAGUGCAGUCUUAUCUAUUAAUGGAAAUAACCAUCAAAAUUUAAACCUGAACGUGAAAGCGGUCUCUGCCAAGCUUCGUGGUCGUCCAUCUCGUAUCAGCGGCUUCCUUGAGGUGUCGGUCGAUGGACUACCUGGUGAGACUAAGAAAACUGGGAAAAAGACAGGGGACUCUGAUCUCCGGUUUAACGAGACACUCAGCCUGAAAGUGUCUUCCAAAAGUUUGUUGGAGAUCAGACUGUGGAAAUGUCACAAUCAGGAUAAUGAACUCCUGGGGACAGCAUGUGUCAAUCUGCAGAAUGCCUUAAGCAAGAAAGACGACCAAAUGAAUAGCAUUCCACUGCGGCUCAACUUGCAGACAGCGCACCGAGGUAGCGUGGUGUCCGGAGGAGAACUGACCAUUCUCCUGAGCGAGCCUUGUGUCGAUGUAGGAAGUGCUCCAGAGUUCCCUGAAACAUCUGUCACAGAUUCCGAGAUGGUAUUUGAGAAUGGUCACUACGCCCUGGACAAAGCAAGAGACCCCCCACCAAAUCCAGAGAAUGGGACGGGUCAACCAGCAAAGGACCAGAAUGACUCCGGUGACAUCACUGUGAUGGUAAAUGGUGACUUCACCCACGUGCCUGGAGUGGAUUCUGGGAACUCUGAUGCCGAUUAUCCGGCUACUGUUGUCACAAGCCCUCCACCAUCUCCAGGGUCCGUGUUACACUCCGUGGAACCCACAGAAUCUACUGGAACUGACUCCUUGCGUCCCUCUGCAACAACCCCACCUGCAGAGGGCCUGCCACCUGGGUGGGAGCAGAGACAGCUGAGCAAUGGACGGGUGUACUACGUGGACCACAAUACCAAGAGCACUACGUGGGAGAGACCCCUGCCCCCUGGGUGGGAGAAACGAGUGGAUAAUAGAGGCCGAUACUAUUACGUCGACCACAACACUCGCACAACCACAUGGCAGAGACCUACAGCAGAAUAUGUCCGGAAUUAUGAGCAGUGGCAGUCCCAGCGGAACCAGCUUCAAGGCGCCAUGCAACACCUGAGCCAACGUUUCCUGUACCAGUCCUCAACCAGCGCUCCUGACAAUGACCCGCUUGGACCAUUACCUAACGGAUGGGAGAAACAUCAGGAUAAUGGCCGGGUGUAUUACGUGAACCACAACACUCGUACAACGCAGUGGGAGGACCCAAGAACUCAGGGGAUGAUCCAGGAACCAGCACUGCCUCCUGGUUGGGAAAUGAAAUAUACAAGUGAGGGUAUCCGAUACUUUGUGGAUCACAACACUCGCACCACCACCUUCAAAGACCCUCGGCCUGGAUUUGAUUCUGGGGCCAAGCAGGGAGGGUCCCCUGGAGCAUACGACAGAAGCAGAAGUUUCAGAUGGAAAUAUCAUCAGUUCCGUUUUUUGUGCCAUUCUAACACACUCCCGAGCCACGUAAAGAUCAGCGUGUCCAGACAGACACUGUUUGAGGAUUCAUUCCAGCAGAUCAUGAAUAUGAAGCCAUACGAUCUCAGACGGCGUCUCUACAUCAUCAUGCGCGGUGAGGAAGGUCUGGAUUACGGUGGCAUUGCCAGAGAGUGGUUCUUUUUGCUGUCACACGAGGUGCUGAACCCCAUGUACUGUCUCUUUGAAUAUGCUGGAAAGAACAAUUACUGCUUACAGAUUAAUCCUGCGUCAUCCAUCAACCCUGAUCACCUCACCUAUUUCCGAUUCAUUGGUCGCUUUAUAGCCAUGGCUCUCUACCAUGGAAAGUUCAUAGACACUGGAUUCACGCUACCAUUCUACAAGCGAAUGUUAAACAAGAAACCAACCCUGCGAGACCUCGAAUCCAUCGACCCCGAAUUCUAUAAUUCCAUUAUGUGGAUCAAAGACAAUAACCUGGAGGAGUGCGAGCUGGAGCUUUAUUUUGUACAGGACAUGGAGAUCCUGGGGGAGGUGACCUCUCACAAGCUAAAGGAAGGAGGGGAAAACAUCUGUGUUACAGAAGAGAACAAGGAAGAAUUUAUCAUGCUUCUUACAGAUUGGCGUUUCACUCGUGGUGUAGAGGAGCAGACCACAGCUUUCCUGGAUGGCUUUAAUGAGGUUGUCCCCUUGGAGUGGCUGCGUUACUUUGAUGAAAAGGAGCUGGAGCUGAUGCUGUGUGGGAUGCAGGAAAUUGAUCUAAACGAUUGGCAGAAGAACACGAUUUAUCGCCACUAUACUAAAACUAGCAAGCAGGUCCAGUGGUUCUGGCAAGUAGUAAAGGAAAUGGACAAUGAGAAACGGAUCCGCUUGCUGCAGUUUGUAACAGGAACAUGCCGCCUACCCGUCGGUGGUUUCACAGAACUGAUUGGAAGCAAUGGGCCCCAAAAAUUCUGCAUUGACAAAGUUGGUAAAGACACUUGGUUACCAAGGAGCCAUACCUGCUUUAACAGGUUAGAUCUUCCUCCAUAUAAAAGCUUUGAGCAGCUAAAGGAGAAGUUGCUUUUCGCCAUUGAGGAGACAGAAGGGUUUGGCCAGGAGUAAAUUUUUAGAGUCUAAAAUGUUGCAAAAGAAGGGAAAAGGCCAAGUGAAAAUCAGGAAAUUCUACCUGUGUCUGCUUAUUUUAUGGACCUGUCAAAUUUCAUGCCCACUUCUAAGAGGUUACAUCUGGAGAUCUAUGUGUCUGGGGCCCCCUUGAACACACAAAGUCACCAGGAAGCAUGUGCUUUUAAUAUGUGGAUCUCUGCAUGAUGGCAUUUUUUAAAUUUUGUUUUUUUUUAAAAAAAAAGAAAUUCUCAUAUGGGAGACGUUUUUCCCGAGCUUACAGUCCCUUCACAAUAACCAAGGUUGAGGCCACAUUUUGCUUUAUUUGAUUCUAACACUCCUUUUUCCAUGACUGAACUGUAAAUGAUAUCAAAUCUCACAUACAGAAGCUUUUGUCCAGGUGCCUUAGAAAGCAGAAUGAUGCAGAGUGUGCUCAGAGAUCAGGGUAAGGCCGGAAUCACAGUAACAUAUGCCUAAAGACCAGACAUUGAGCCAGAUCACGGACAGGUGGCUGCGGCAUGGACUGUAAAUGAACUUUAGGGCAGCUUCAUAUCUGGAGGCGUGGCCAUGUCAAGUGACAGGAAGCCGGGAAGUUAAAGGGCUAGGAAGCAGGUUACGCACUAGACCUGCCGUCAGAUUACAUUCGUGUCUUAAUUCUCUGCCAGCAAUGUGUCAUUUCAUCACUUUCACACUGAAUGUGAUCAAAUUGUACAUGGAGGCAUUGUUAAUAAGUAACUGGUGUAUGAGGAUAACCAGAGCAGACCCUUGGUGAACUGGGAUAGUGGGGUAUGGAUCCUUCCUCGGUCCUUCUAAGAAAUCUAAAUUACAUUCUGUUGUUUUUAUUCUUUUUUUACCCAAUGUACAUUCUAGGUGUUCAUACUGCUUUUCACUAUGAUUUCAAUCUGAUAUAGCCCUCUCACCCCUUAACAAACCAGGUGUGCCGUGAAUCAAGCAUUAUCACUCCUUCAGAUCUGUAAACCAUAGAGUUUUGAGAACUUGCUCUGUUAUUGGAACAUUGGGAAUUCUAGGAUUGCUGUUAUCUAAGUACAGACAUGUUAUAUGGACCGACAGAGCCUUCCACAGUUAUUAUACUGGCUGGGCUAAUACUCUAUGAUAGCUUGGGGCAUCAGAGACUUUAACUGCUUCCAAACUGCUUAGGAAGUAAAACCAUCAAUCGCUAGUCCUGUCUGAAAUAUCAUUGGAUUAAAUACAUAAUGAGAGGUCUAGCAGCACCCUAAAUUUCCCGUGAAGGUGGUGAGAUUCACAAGUUAAUUUUGGGAAUGAGAUAUAACAUAAUCUGUACAGUGCCCUUCCCGAUGGGUUUUAUUUCUCUUAAUAGAUUUCUGCACAGCCUAGAGGGAACCUUUGUCUGAUUUCACUCCGCUAAGGCGUUUAUAGACUAAUGUAGGAACUGGGGAGUCUCGACAACAGAAUUGCACAUUGUAGGCAGAAUAACCAAAGCGGAAAUAUUAGCUAUUUUUCUAGAUUGUCUAGAUUUCCAGAUGUGCGGUUUCCCUAGCCAGCAAAUUAACGCCUAACCCUUUAAUCAUUAUCAGAAAUGGAAGUCACAUGCAACCAACCGGUAGAUUUCAAUGAAAACCUUGUGGGCCAGCUAAUUAACAAUUAACUGAUUUUCAAUUACAAAGCUUUGACGGAGCCAGAGCAGGGAUAACCAGGAGGUAACUCACCAGCUGUUGUGAAUUACAGCCCCCCAAAUUCUCAGCCAGCAUCGAGUUGGGUACAGUCAUUCAAGGGUAUUGUAGCUCAGCAGCCUGUACUUCGCAGCUGAGAUUCCAUUUUGUGUUUGUUCUAAUGGUCUAAUCACUUUAAUGGGCUGAUUCCUGCCCCAGCUGGUAGCAUCUGGGAUUGUGGCUGUAUAUAAAGUGUGUAUAUAAAAUAUAAAUAUAUAUAUAUAAAAAUAACAUGUCAUUUACAGGCUUCUCUAGUGGAUCACUGGGAUUUUGUAUAGCAGCGAUCUAUGCCAAUGAUGUCAAAUUUCUUGUGCAAUAAAAAGCCGUUUGUUUAA
Messenger RNA from Pelobates fuscus (common spadefoot toad), 4702 nucleotides. RefSeq names its product WW domain containing E3 ubiquitin protein ligase 2 (gene WWP2). Gene Ontology annotation, cellular component: cytoplasm. Bases 172 to 2676 code for a protein of 834 amino acids. Gene Ontology annotation, biological process: protein K63-linked ubiquitination; regulation of monoatomic ion transmembrane transport; negative regulation of transcription by RNA polymerase II. Gene Ontology annotation, molecular function: protein binding; ubiquitin protein ligase activity. The transcript has 24 exons. NCBI's taxonomy places the organism in Eukaryota, Metazoa, Chordata, Amphibia, Anura, Pelobatidae. The record is from RefSeq and is a predicted model, not a curated record.